Chelonus insularis is the source of this 2071-nucleotide messenger RNA. RefSeq names its product succinic semialdehyde dehydrogenase (gene Ssadh). Gene Ontology annotation, cellular component: mitochondrion. Gene Ontology annotation, biological process: GABA catabolic process. Lineage: Eukaryota; Metazoa; Arthropoda; Insecta; Hymenoptera; Braconidae. The record is from RefSeq and is a predicted model, not a curated record. Gene Ontology annotation, molecular function: succinate-semialdehyde dehydrogenase (NAD+) activity. The transcript is spliced from 2 exons. The coding region runs from base 184 to 1698 and encodes 504 amino acids.
GUAUCCGAGAUUUUAUUUAAUUGAUGAUUACACUAUCAGGAACAUUACAAACGACAGAAGUGAACUGAAAAGAGUACAGCUAGGGGUACUGUGUGAAUUGCUGUUCUUCAAACGUAUUUUUGCCGCAUUGUUAAAGGUUACUAACAAAACAAAUCAGUAAAAUCAGAAACAACUAGUCAUAAAAUGUUAACUUCAAAGAGAUUUUUAAUACAUUUCAAACACGCACAAAUUAUUCGCAACAUGAGUCUUUUGAAAAAUAUGGGUUAUAUAAAUGGUAAAUGGGUACCAGCAAUGAGUGGUGUUAAGUUCGAUGUUUUGAAUCCUGUAAACCAGUCAGUAAUAGCACAAGUACCGGAUAUGAAUGUAGAAGACACAAAAUUAGCCAUAGAUGCGGCUUCAAAAGCUUUUAAAACAUUCAGCAAGACUACAGCUAAAGAACGGAGUGAUUUAUUACGUUCUUGGUAUAAUUUAAUGGUAAAACAUUCUGAAGAGUUAGCAGAAAUACUUACUAAAGAAAAUGGAAAAUCAUUAGCAGAGUCCAGAGCUGAAAUAAAAUAUGGCAAUUCAUUUGUUGAAUGGUUCUCUGAAGAAGCGAGACGAAUCAAUGGAGAAAUACUUCCAGCUCCAUUAUCAAAUCGUAAACUGAUGAUUUUGAAACAACCAGCCGGCGUUUCUGCUUUAAUAACUCCAUGGAAUUUUCCUCAUGCAAUGAUAACUCGUAAAGCCGGAGCAGCAAUAGCUGCUGGAUGCACCUGUGUUAUCAAACCAUCAGAGGAUACUCCACUUACAGCAUUAGCAUUGAUUAAGCUAGCAGAAGAAGCAGGAUUCCCGGCCGGUGUAUUAAAUGUUAUUACUACUAAUACAGUAAAUUCACCAUCUGUUGGAAAAGCCAUUUGUGAUGAUGCUCGAGUCCGGGUGUUAUCUUUCACAGGCUCUACAGCAGUUGGAAAAAUUUUAUACAAUCAAUGUGCUUCCACUAUGAAAAAAUUAAGUUUAGAGCUAGGCGGGAAUGCACCUUUCAUCGUUUUUAACUCAGCUAAAAUUGAUUUAGCUAUUAAUGGAGCGAUGGUUUGUAAGUUCCGUAAUACUGGACAAACUUGUGUAUCCGCUAAUAGAUUUUACGUACAAAAUAAAGUCUUCCAAGAAUUCGUAGAUAAGUUUAUAGAGAAAAUAAGCCGUGAUAUUAAGUUAGGUGAUGGUCUGCAAACAGGAAUAACUCAUGGACCUUUGAUCAAAGCAAGUCAAAUACAAAUGGUUGAACAUUUAGUUGAAGAUGCAGUAGCGAAAGGAGCUAAAUUACACUGUGGUGGGAAGAAAUUAGACACUUUAGGACCAUUAUUCUAUGCUCCUACAGUAUUGACUGGUGUCACUAAAGACAUGGAUAUUUAUCAUAAAGAAAUAUUUGGCCCAGUUGCUGUGAUACAUCAAUUCGAACAUGAAGACCAAGUUUUGGAUGAUGCCAAUAGUACAAAUGUUGGAUUAGCAGGAUAUUUCUUCUCUGAAGAUUUAUCUCAAAUAUUCCGAGUUGCCCAUAAAAUGGAAGUUGGUAUGAUUGGAGUCAAUGAAGGAUUAAUUUCUUGUGCAGAAGCAGCUUUUGGUGGUGUCAAAGAAUCAGGCUUAGGUAGAGAAGGCUCCAAGCAUGGCAUUGAUGAUUACAUAGAUAUGAAAUACGUAUGCAUUGGCAAUCUUGAUCUUUAAAUUAAUUAUUUGCGAUACAAAUACACCAGAAUUAUCUGAUUGACAAUAUAAUUGCAAAUCAAAGAUAAUAAUUCCUUGCGAUAAUAUUAUCAUAAGAUUUAUAUCAGAAAUAUGUGAGUAUUUUUAGAAAUAUCUACUUUUCAACUGAAAAAUAUGUAUGACGUAUAUAAAUUAUUAUAUACUUGAUAAAUAAUUGUUAAAAAUGUCAAGUUACAAUCAUAUCCAACUAAGACUUAUGUAAUAUUCAAUUUUUACAUAAUGUAUCAUUUGCUCAAUAAUGUUGUUUAUUUUUGUUUAAAAUAGUUAAAUUCAUUAUAUUUUGAUGAAAAAACAUAUUACAUAAAUCCACCGUAAACAAUGUGCCAUUUUAAGA